Molecule: messenger RNA, 927 nt
Organism: Xiphias gladius (swordfish)
Lineage: Eukaryota; Metazoa; Chordata; Actinopteri; Istiophoriformes; Xiphiidae
Product: olfactory receptor 11A1-like
Exons: 1
Coding region: 1-927 (308 amino acids)
Biological process (GO): G protein-coupled receptor signaling pathway
Cellular component (GO): membrane
Molecular function (GO): G protein-coupled receptor activity; olfactory receptor activity
Source: RefSeq, a predicted model, not a curated record
AUGGAUGAUGAGUUAAACGUUACUCACAUAACUCUUAGCGGGUAUGUGGAAGUUAACAAAUACAGAUAUUUAUAUUUUUUGAUUAUGUUCACAGUCUAUAUCCUAAUAAUCUGCUGUAAUUCUACUAUUGUGUACCUCAUCGUGAUUCACAAAAACCUCCAUGAGCCUAUGUAUGUUUUCAUUGCAGCCUUGCUAUUGAACUGUGUCUUUUACAGCACUACUAUUUACCCAAAGCUUCUGAUUGAUUUUGUGGCUGAAAAACAGAUCAUAUCAUAUUCAGCCUGCAUCUUCCAAUAUUUAAUAUAUUAUUCUAUAGGCACUUCUGAAUUCCUAUUGUUGGCAGCCAUGGCCUAUGACAGGUAUGUGUCUAUAUGUAAACCUCUGCAAUAUCCGACUAUCAUGAGAAAAGCCACUGUGAGUAUUUGCCUGAUUUUGUCUUGGCUUGUACCUGCUUGCCAUAUGGCGGUUCCUGCAAUAGUGAGUGCUGAAGCUAAACUGUGUAACUUUACUCUAAAAGGAAUAUAUUGCAACAAUGCAAUCUACGGACUUCAGUGUGUAAAAUCAAGAUUCAUCACUAUAUAUGGUGUGGUUGCUUUAGUAGAUCUGGUAAUACUCCCUACGCUCUUCAUAAUUUUUACUUACACAAGGAUACUCAUCAUAUCCUAUCGGAGCAGCAGAGAGGUCCGGAAAAAAGCUGCAGAGACCUGUUUACCUCACCUGCUGGUUUUAAUCAGUAUAUUCUGUUUGUGUGCAUAUGAUGUCACUAUAGCUCGAGUGGAUUUCAACUUUCCAAAGAUUGUGAGCUUUAUAAUGACACUGCAAAUAAUUCUGUAUCAUCCUCUCUUUAAUCCAAUCAUAUACGGGCUCAAAAUGAAAGAAAUUUCCAAACACCUCAAGAGGUUGUUCUGUCCAGCCAAAAUGAUCUGA